AUGUUGCGAUCCUCGCUCCGGUCAACAAGGCUGCUCAGCGGCCAGCCCAUCGCGGCUGCUGCCGGGCGCCAAUGGGCCGCGACUGCGUCGCGACGAUCGGUUCUGCUUCAAAACGUGAGCUUGCCCUACCUCGCCGGCAUCCAGCGACUGAGACAUUACGCCGACCAGAAGAAUCCCGAUGUCCCCAAGCCCCCAAUCCUCCCGACCUCCGAGAUCAAGAGCUCCGAACGCGCCCCUCCGCCCGCCGAGGAGACCAUCGAGAAGAAGGUCGGCAUCGAUGAAGUUCCUCUGACGCCUCCUCCCGUGCCGAAGGAUAUCGCCGAAAAGGCUGCCGCUGUCGCGUCCGCCGCCUCCCAGGCCGCCGGUAGCGGCAAGAACGCGACUCCUCCGCCACCUCCGCCUCCCAAGAAGAAGGGCUUCAUCGCCCGUCUCCGCCGCUUCGUCGCCUCUCUGAUCCUUCUGGGUGUCAUUGGCUUCGCUGGCGGUGUUUGGUACUCGCGCAUCAACGACACCUUCCACGACAUCUUCACCGAGUUUGUGCCCUUUGGUGAGCAGGCCGUCCUGUACCUGGAGGAGCUCGAGUUCCAGAAGAAGUUUCCGAAUGCCCACCGUGCCGGCUCUGAGCGUCCUGUCGCGAGCUCCAGUGAGCAUGUGCGCAUCCCAGCUCAGAGCGGUGCAUCAUGGCGCGUCGCCGACAGCGGCGAGCCUGUCGGUCGCCAGUCAUCUUCUGCGUCUUCCUCGCCCAAGAAGGCGGCCGCCAAGCCUGAGGAGGCGCCCAAGAAGGAGUCUGCGCCUGUAGAGGCCAAGCCUGUUGAAUCCAAGCCUGUUGAGGCCAAGCCUGCUCCGGUUGCUAGCAAAGAAUCAAACAACUUCAAGGCCCCCGAGGUCAACGAGCCCUCGCGCUUCCCUCCUUUGGAGCCCAUUGAUCUGAUGAGCCUUCCCGACGCCAAGGAGCCCAUUAUCCAAGAUCUCGUCCGCAUGCUCAACGAUCUAAUCCUCGUCAUCAACGCAGACAAUGCCCAUGGCAAAUACUCCACCACUAUCGCCAAGGCCAAGCGUGAAGUUAGUGAGGUUGGCGACAAGCUCAAGACUCUGAAGACUGGCGUUGAGAAGAAGGCUGCUGGUGAGGUCAAGUCCACGAUUGCCGAGUUUGACAAGGCCGCCACGGAGCUGAUCAAGAGAGUCGAGAACACUAUGGCCCAGCAAGAGGCCUCAUGGCGCAAGGAGUUUGAGGAAGAGAUGGGCAAAGUCCGCGACACAUACGACCAGCGAUCCAAGCUUCUGCUCGAGCGUGAGCAGAAGUUGAACGAAGAGAAGCUUCAGACCAAGCUCCUAGAGCAGGCUGUCGCCUUGAAGAAGGAGUUCGUCAAGGAGGUCGAGAACCGUGUCGAAGCUGAGCGUGAUGGUCGCUUGAGCAAGCUGAACGAGCUUACGGCCGCUGUUUCUGACCUUGAGAAGCUGACUGUUGGCUGGAACAGCGUCCUCGACACCAACCUGAAGACGCAGCAGCUUCAUGUUGCCGUGGAAGCCGUUCGUGCUAGCCUUGAGGGUGCCACUCACCCCAGGCCCUUCAUCAAGGAGCUCGCUGCGAUCAAGGAGAUUGCCGCCAACGACGACGUCGUUGACGCAGCCAUCUCCUCUAUUAAUCCUGCUGCAUACCAGAAGGGUAUCUCUUCCCCUUCAUAUCUCAUUGACCGUUUCCGUCGGGUAGCUGGCGAAGUCCGCAAGGCCUCCCUACUGCCCGAUGACGCCGGUGUGGCGAGCCACGCUUCCAGCUGGGUUCUGAGCCAUCUCAUGUUCAAGAAGCAGGGUCUGGCAGAGGGUGACGAUGUCGAGAGCAUCCUGACCCGCACACAUACCUUCCUCGAGGAGGGCGAUUUGGAUGCUGCUGCGCGUGAAAUGAACGGCCUCGAGGGCUGGGCCAAGACUCUCAGCCGCGACUGGCUCGGGGAGGUUCGCAAGGUGCUGGAGGUGCAGCAAGCGCUCGAUGUCAUUGCGACAGAAGCCCGCCUGCAGAGCUUGCGCGUAGAGUAA
This is a messenger RNA of Cordyceps fumosorosea ARSEF 2679, 2034 nucleotides long. Its product is annotated as Mitochondrial inner membrane protein Mitofilin. NCBI's taxonomy places the organism in Eukaryota, Fungi, Ascomycota, Sordariomycetes, Hypocreales, Cordycipitaceae. Bases 1 to 2034 code for a protein of 677 amino acids. Gene Ontology annotation, biological process: cristae formation. Gene Ontology annotation, cellular component: MICOS complex. The transcript is spliced from 3 exons. The record is from RefSeq and is a predicted model, not a curated record.